AUGCAACUGCAUUUUCUACCAAAUAUUUGCUUAAUCUUAGAUAAAUUCACUUGCUAUCGCUGCUAUUUUCAUCUACAGAUAUCCAGUCGAGAGGAGGUAUUUCUAGAUCUUUCGCUUCCGUUAACUGAUCAAAGCCCACUUAAUCCCACGAGCUCCAACAGCACGGCUGGCCUAGUUCGGCGCCAUCCUGAUAUCGACUCUUCUCUCAUCCUCUCCUCAGCCAUCAUAAACAGAAGGUCUGAAGAAUGGGAUGGAGUCUCAGUUUCCUGCUCAUCUCUUCCCUCUUCUGUCUCUCAAACGAUAAGUGAUAGUCGCAACUCUGAUAUAAUUCCGACGAGCGACCUUAAUGAUAAUCCGAUGCAUAGCCAAGAUGACGGCGCCAGCAUUAAAGGUCCUUUUAGUGCUCUAAUUAACCCCGAUGAACUUUCCGAUAAUGUUUCUCUUGUCUCAUCCUCUCUCUCUCUUCCGACUGCAAACACAAAUGCAUCAUCUCUUACUGCAUCUUCGAUCACUAAACAAAGGCACAUCACUUCUCGGGAUCAUCUUGACUCCAGAAAAGGUACUUUUUCCAUGUUUUUCGCUCUUUAG
Protopolystoma xenopodis is the source of this 588-nucleotide messenger RNA. The record is from the annotation of a GenBank genome assembly. Lineage: Eukaryota; Metazoa; Platyhelminthes; Monogenea; Polystomatidea; Polystomatidae.